UCAAUAUGGAGAAAUACGCCCCCAAAUUCAGCAAAGUUCUGCUGACACCUGAUCCACAUUAUAUACCGGGAUAUGCAGGGUACUGCCCACAGCUGAAGUUUAACAUGGGGAAGUCCUACGGCCAGCUCACAGCCGAGCUGCUGACCAGUCCUGAUGUAAAACACUCCAGUCGGCUGGUCAUCCCCACAGAUCACGUCCGCUCCACUGUCACAGCUGACACAGCUGCUCUGACACUGAGAGGCAUCCCUGACAGUAACUUGAAGAAGGUGAUACCAGGAUACACAGGCUUCAUUCCAGGACGUAAGAACUACUUUUCCUGCAGCUACUCUGAAACAUGUCGUAAAGCCCUGACUGAGUUUUACCAGGAAGGGCGUGUACAGACUCGACGGCACUCGACAGACCUGCCAGUUAUUGUCAACUGCACCAGCCAACAGUCUGAAAGACCAACCCUCCCCCUGACAGCGAUCACCAACGAAGUGAUCUCCUACAAGCCCUUGAAGCCCUUCGUCCCCCCUGGAAAACCAUAUCACAUGGAAGAUGAUAACCCGCACAAGUACUUUAUCUCAGGAUUUACGGGGCAUGUGCCAAAAUGUCGUUCCUUAAUUGGUAAAGGUUACCCCAUCACCACCAACCAGGCACUGAUCCAGUUUGGGAAGCAGCAGCAGAGUGACCCAACGUCCCAUGACACUGCAGGGAGGAAGGACAGUUCAACACCUCCCAUGCCCAAUAUCUAUCCAUCAAACAGGGGUGUGGUGCCAUCAUUCACAGGACACAUCCCAGGAUACCAGUUCAUGUACGGACAUACCUUUGGUCAGCUCUCCCAGAAUGCACUGGAAAAGAGCGGCAUCAAGAGGACCCUUCGAGAACAGUCAUAAACCAAUCUCAAUAAAAUGAUCAUUACUGGCAUGAGUCAAACCUAAUAACUUCUCA
Messenger RNA from Seriola dumerili (greater amberjack), 930 nucleotides. RefSeq names its product protein FAM166B-like (gene cimip2b). Lineage: Eukaryota; Metazoa; Chordata; Actinopteri; Carangiformes; Carangidae. The transcript has 6 exons. The coding region runs from base 6 to 875 and encodes 289 amino acids. The record is from RefSeq and is a predicted model, not a curated record.